Messenger RNA from Durotheca rogersii, 2101 nucleotides. RefSeq names its product asparaginyl-tRNA synthetase. NCBI's taxonomy places the organism in Eukaryota, Fungi, Ascomycota, Sordariomycetes, Xylariales, Xylariaceae. Gene Ontology annotation, molecular function: nucleic acid binding; ATP binding; asparagine-tRNA ligase activity. The coding region runs from base 123 to 1682 and encodes 519 amino acids. Gene Ontology annotation, biological process: asparaginyl-tRNA aminoacylation. Gene Ontology annotation, cellular component: mitochondrion. The record is from RefSeq and is a predicted model, not a curated record. The transcript has 4 exons.
UCCGUCGGUGGCAUGGACCUUCUCCUAUCCGCCCACCCAAGAUGAUCCUCUAAUCCCUGUGAAACAGGCACAAAAUAGGUAUCUCGUGCGCCUCCCGGACAUCUGCUAGCGGGUGGUGUGCGAUGAAUCCCGUCUUGCCGUUGCUGAGGAGGGCGUCGUCUAGACAGCCCCAGAUCCUCGGACGAGCAGUCCCGCGGCGGUCCAUCUCCACGCUGCCAGCCACUGUCGCCGGCCUCCUCGAAUUCAAGCCCGACCAACCGGUCCCGGACGUCAAGAUCGACGGCUUCGUUCGGUCUGUCCGCGCACAGAAGCGACUCCAUUUCGUAGCCCUCGGGGAUGGCUCCUCUCUCGAGCCGCUCCAGGCCGUCGUGCCCCCCGAUCAGGCUGAAGGGCUGACCACGGGAGCGGCUGUCCGACUGCACGGGUCCUGGAUCCCCUCUCCAGGCCGUGGACAGAGCCACGAGCUACAGGUCGAACGGGCUAUAGUCUUGGGCCCCUCGGACGCCGAAACAUUCCCGAUACAGAAGAAAUACCAGACCCCGGAAUUCCUGAGGACUCUGCCCCAUCUGCGCCCAAGGAUACCCCUGAAUGCCACCGUCUUACGAUUUCGCUCUGAGGUCAUCGCGUCUCUGACACGGUUCUUCGCUGGUCGCCAUUUCGUGCAGACCCACACGCCCAUCUUCACUUCGUCAGACUGUGAGGGUACGGGAGAAGUCUUCCACGUAUCCACCGAUCGAGCAGCCCUGCCAUCCCCUGCCACGUCUAAGACACAGAAGUCUUUCUUCCGUCGUCCCGUCUACACGACUGUGUCAGCUCAGCUGCAUCUGGAGGCUCUAGCGCAGGCCCUCGGCAAUGUCUGGACGUUGUCCCCAACCUUCCGCGCCGAGCAAAGUGACACCCCACGUCACCUCAGCGAAUUUUACAUGUUAGAGGCAGAGAUGUGCUUCGUCGACGGCUUAGACCCGGUGCUAGAUCUCGUGGAAGACAUGCUGAGGCAUGUCUGCACCGAGUUGGCUGAGUCGAGAGUCAGGAGAGAGCUGGCAGCUCGAGCAGGCGAGCGCACCGCAGAUUUGGCCCCGGCCGAGCAGGUGGCCCAACGUUGGGAGGGCAUCCUGCAGACGUCCUGGCCGCGCAUCACAUACACUGAAGCCAUCGAGGUACUAAGACUCUCCGACACGCCCUUUUCCCACUCCCCUAUUUGGGGCGAGGACCUGCACACGGAACACGAAAAGUAUAUUGCGACGAAAGUGGGCAAUGGGAACAGUCCCGUGUUCGUCACCGACUAUCCGCGAGACAUCAAAGCCUUCUACAUGAGAGCAAGUGCGGAGGGCUCCGACGGGUCAGGGCCUCCUGUUACGACAGUGGCUUGCUUCGACCUCCUCGUGCCAGACUUCUGCGAAAUUGCUGGCGGGUCUAUGCGCGAGCAUCGGCUCGAGAAGCUCCUAGACGCCAUGCGCGCACGCGGGAUAGACACGGGAAAGUCAUCGCCAGAUACCGCCCCCGACCCCUCUCAAGCAGCCGAGAACAAUCUCGACUGGUAUGUCGACCUGCGGCGCUGGGGCUGUCCUCCCCACGGCGGCUUCGGCCUGGGCUUCGAUCGGCUGAUAUGCUAUCUCGCCGGAGUCCCAACAGUCCAUGACACAGCCGCAUUUCCCCGCUGGUACGGCCGAUGUGAUUGUUAAACAAUACACCAAGUUGGCGGCCAUGUUGUGCUCGUUAAUGCUUGCUCUUCUGGGAUGUUGAGAGUGUCUCGUGCAACGCUCGUACAAAAAUGCAUUGCUAGCUCCAACCUGACUGCCAAACAAGCUUUUGUGGCGGCUGCUGUACACUUGUCCAGACCUCGCAGAGACCAGAACAGAAGCCUGCGUCCGAUUUUGACAGGUUCCGAACCCCAAAUCUUGCCUCCGUGACUCCUUCAGGCGUGGCUUUCCCUCUACCAGUACGGCGCUAGGGUUCGUCGGAGAAGGGGGCCCGUCGGCUGGCUGGCCGGCUCCCGCCGGGCCCAAGCUAACGACAGGCUGCGAGAGCGAGAAGACCUCCAAAUGCCAAGGCGCCUUGUGACGGAGAGCAGGCUCUGGAGAACGACAGGUUCUCGGCAGCU